This is a messenger RNA of Alternaria alternata, 2097 nucleotides long. RefSeq names its product eukaryotic translation initiation factor 3. Bases 301 to 1740 code for a protein of 479 amino acids. Gene Ontology annotation, biological process: translational initiation. The transcript is spliced from 3 exons. Gene Ontology annotation, molecular function: translation initiation factor activity. The record is from RefSeq and is a predicted model, not a curated record. Gene Ontology annotation, cellular component: cytoplasm; eukaryotic translation initiation factor 3 complex. Lineage: Eukaryota; Fungi; Ascomycota; Dothideomycetes; Pleosporales; Pleosporaceae.
UGCUCACGCCAUCGCGGUGCACCAAGACUGAGGUGGAUGCCGGUGAAUCGAAUCAGGACGAGUGCACGAUAGAGGCCAACCGUGAGGGUUGAGUGGAGUGGAUUCUGGCGCGGCGCCCCUCCCUCGGUGUUGAUCCCAGUCGCGCCUGCACUUGCGAGUGCUUGGGUGCUAUCGAUAGCAGACAGACGCUAGCAAGCGCACAGAACGCCAAAUUUCGCGGCAAGGCGGGGAGCAGCACCACGACACGACAUUCACCCCCCCUAAAGCACCCGUGUGCCGUCGCCCAAACGAAUACCCAACAUGAGUCUGCGCGAGCGUGUUCCGCCGCAGUACCAGAAUGGCGAGGCUGCCAGGCGCGCCCCGGAUGACGACUCAGACGUCGAGGAGGAGGCCAUGGCGAACGACUACCGGGAGCAGGUCCAAUACGACGGCAUGGAGGACCUCGACCGCAUGCCCUCGAUCAACAGCAACCAGGACAUCCACGCGCAACUGCAGGCCGCGGCAACCCCCCUCGAAUUCCAGGCCACCCUAGAGACCAAGUUUGCGAGUUACGACAGCUACUGCAACCUCUUCCACUACAUCCUGAACUCCGAGGGUCCCGUCGACCUGGAAGUGCCAAACUACUACUGGGCCUGGGAUGUCAUCGACGAGUUCAUCUACCAGUUCAACAGCUUCUGCAGCUACCGCCAACGGGUCGCCCAGAAGAACGAGAACGAGGAGGAGAUUGCGCUCCUGCGCGAGAACCCAAACACAUGGGGCUGCUACAGUGUCCUCAACGUCCUGUACUCGCUCAUCCAGCGGUCACAGAUUAGCGAGCAGCUCGCGGCCAUGAAGCGGGGCGAAGACGCGAGUCUGUACGCUGGCGAGUACGGCAACAGGCCGCUUUACAAGAUGUUGGGAUACUUCUCCAUCAUCGGUCUGCUCCGCGUGCACUGCCUGCUCGGAGACUUCAGCCUGGCGCUCAAGACGCUCGACGACAUUGAGCUUAACAAGAAGGCCAUGUUCGCCCGUGUCAUGGCCGCACACUUCACCACAUACUACUACGUCGGAUUCUCGUACAUGAUGAUGCGACGAUACUCGGAUGCCAUCCGCAUGUUCAGCCACAUCCUCGUCUACGUCUCACGGACAAAGAACUUCCAGAAGAACGCACAGUACGACUCCAUCACCAAGAAGAACGACCAGAUGUACGCACUUGUCGCCAUUUGCGUAGCGUUCCAGCCCACCAGGCUCGAUGACACCAUUCACACUGCUCUGAGGGAGAAGUACGGCGAGCAGUUUAACAGGCUUCAGCGCGGUGGCCCUGAAUCUCUCCCUCUCUUCGAGGAGCUGUUCCGCACCGCCUGCCCCAAGUUCAUCAGCCCCACACCCCCCGACUUCGACAACCCAGAGGUCAACAUCGACCCCGUGGAGCACCACCUCCGCAUCUUCAUGGACGAGGUCAAGAACAACAUGAUGUCGCCCACCGUCAAGAGUUACCUCAAGCUCUACACAACCAUGGAUCUUAAGAAGCUCGCUGGAUUCUUGGAGGUUGAGCCAGAGAAGCUGAGGUGCUGGUUGCUUGUCAACAAGCAGAGGAGCAGGCAAAUAAGGUGGGCCGAGGGCGGUCUGCUGGAUGGUGAUAUCAUCCAAGCUAGCGAUCUCGACUACGCCAUGGAGGGCGACCUUAUUCACGUUUCAGAGGCAAAGGUCGGCAGGAGGCUUGUCGACUGGUACCUCCGCAACUUGGCCAGGACGUACUAGGCUAUCACGAGUGUUUUCUGAGAGCGACUAUUCACAUUCGGGGCUUAGCCACAAUAGAGCAUUGCGCUUGGAGUUGGAGGAAUAUACGGCGUGCAUCCAAAAGCGUGUUUGCGACAUCUGAAGAUACGCUUAGGCAAAGGCAAGGCGAUUAUAGGGGCCCAGGUCUGGGUUAUUCAUGGCUGGGGGAGCCUGUCCGCCGUGAGCGAGGAGCGGGCCGAAGGAAGGACAGGAUGAGCGAGCGAACAAUGGGCUUGCACAAUACCAAAUAAACUUUUCCGACUUUCAAACACACGUCUUGGAAGCGAUUCAAAUGUGGAUGCGUGAAUCCUUGCAACUCCAUCUUGUUCAUCGUGUGGG